Messenger RNA from Carcharodon carcharias (great white shark), 3387 nucleotides. RefSeq names its product sodium/potassium-transporting ATPase subunit alpha. Gene Ontology annotation, biological process: proton transmembrane transport; intracellular sodium ion homeostasis; intracellular potassium ion homeostasis. Gene Ontology annotation, cellular component: membrane. The record is from RefSeq and is a predicted model, not a curated record. The transcript has 23 exons. Bases 132 to 3209 code for a protein of 1025 amino acids. Lineage: Eukaryota; Metazoa; Chordata; Chondrichthyes; Lamniformes; Lamnidae. Gene Ontology annotation, molecular function: P-type sodium:potassium-exchanging transporter activity; ATP binding; ATP hydrolysis activity.
AUCCGCUUCCGGUGGUGGAGGAAGUAUUUUUGGGGGGGCCACGUGUGGGGGGGGAAAAAGAGCAUUUCAUUUCAGUUUAUUUAACAUUUUUUUAAACUGUAUUUAUAAUCUGAUCGCAACCCGAAGGAGCAAUGGGGAAAGGGACUGCAAGUGACAAAUAUGAGCCUGCGGCAACAUCAGAAAAUGCCACCAAAUCCAAGAAGAAAGAUAAGAAAUCUAAAAAAAAGGAUAUGGAAGAACUUAAGAAGGAAGUAUCACUGGAUGAUCAUAAAAUCAGUUUGGAUGAACUUCAGCGCAGAUAUGGUACAGACCUGACUCGGGGUCUCUCCAAUGCUCGUGCCAAAGAAGUUCUUGCUCGUGAUGGUCCCAAUGCACUAACACCUCCACCCACCACUCCUGAGUGGAUAAAGUUCUGUAGACAGCUCUUUGGUGGCUUCUCAAUCUUACUGUGGAUUGGUGCAAUUCUUUGCUUUCUAGCAUAUGGUAUUCAGGCUGCAAUGGAGGAUGAGCCAGCAAAUGAUAAUUUAUAUCUGGGAGUUGUACUAUCUACCGUGGUCAUAGUAACUGGCUGUUUCUCGUAUUACCAAGAAGCUAAGAGCUCAAAAAUCAUGGAUUCUUUCAAGAACAUGGUGCCUCAGCAAGCCCUUGUCAUCCGAGAAGGUGAGAAAAAUACCAUCAAUGCUGAGCAAGUAGUUGCUGGAGAUUUGGUGGAGGUAAAAGGUGGUGACAGGAUCCCUGCAGAUUUGCGAAUCAUUUCUGCACAUGGUUGCAAGGUGGACAAUUCCUCAUUGACUGGCGAAUCUGAGCCUCAGACUCGGUCACCAGAAUGUACCAGUGAGAACCCCCUAGAGACACGAAACAUUGCUUUCUUCUCCACCAACUGUGUUGAAGGUACUGCUCGAGGUAUUGUCAUCUGUACAGGCGACCGCACUGUCAUGGGCAGGAUUGCAACUCUAGCAUCUGGACUGGAGGUUGGACGAACUCCAAUUGCUGUUGAGAUCGAACAUUUCAUACACAUCAUCACUGGAGUGGCAGUUUUCCUUGGCGUGACUUUCUUCAUUCUGUCCCUCAUCCUUGGAUACACCUGGCUUGAAGCAGUCAUCUUCUUGAUUGGAAUCAUUGUGGCCAAUGUGCCAGAGGGCUUACUUGCUACCGUCACGGUGUGCCUAACCCUGACAGCCAAACGUAUGGCACGGAAAAACUGCCUAGUGAAGAAUCUUGAAGCUGUGGAGACACUAGGAUCAACCUCCACUAUCUGUUCUGACAAGACUGGAACACUAACACAGAAUCGAAUGACUGUCGCUCACAUGUGGUUUGACAACCAGAUCCAUGAAGCUGAUACUACUGAAAACCAGUCAGGUGCUGCUUUUGACAAGACUUCUCCCACUUGGUCUGCACUGUCGCGUGUUGCUGCAUUGUGCAACCGUGCCGUUUUCCAGGCAGGACAAGAAAAUGUGCCAAUUCUGAAGCGAAGUGUUGCUGGUGAUGCUUCUGAAUCUGCCCUCCUGAAGUGUAUUGAACUGUGCUGUGGGUCAGUUCAGCAAAUGAGGGACAGAAACCCAAAGAUUGUGGAAAUUCCUUUCAACUCCACCAAUAAAUAUCAGCUAUCUAUCCAUGAGAAUGAAAAAUCCAGUGAAAGCCGCUACCUAUUGGUAAUGAAGGGAGCACCAGAACGAAUCCUAGACCGUUGCUCCAAAAUCCUCUUGAACGGUGAAGAGGUAGAAUUGACUGAGGAGAUGAAAGAAGCAUUCCAGAAUGCUUACUUGGAGCUGGGUGGUUUAGGAGAGCGAGUACUAGGGUUCUGCCAUUUCCCAUUGCCUGAAGAUAAAUAUCCAGAAGGAUUUCCGUUUGAUGCAGAUGAACCCAAUUUCCCCCUAACUGACCUAUGCUUUGUUGGACUGAUGUCUAUGAUUGAUCCACCACGUGCUGCUGUACCAGAUGCUGUUGGCAAGUGCAGAAGUGCUGGGAUCAAGGUUAUUAUGGUAACUGGUGACCAUCCAAUCACAGCUAAAGCCAUUGCUAAGGGUGUGGGUAUCAUCUCCGAAGGAAAUGAGACCAUAGAAGACAUUGCUGCUCGUCUGAACAUUCCAAGUAGUCAAGUUAAUCCCAGGGAUGCCAAAGCUUGUGUUGUCCAUGGUUCAGAACUCAAAGACUUAACCUCAGAACAGCUUGAUGACAUCUUAUACUAUCAUACAGAGAUAGUCUUUGCUCGAACUUCUCCCCAACAGAAACUGAUUAUCGUGGAAGGCUGUCAGCGACAGGGUGCCAUUGUAGCUGUGACAGGUGAUGGAGUGAAUGACUCUCCUGCUUUGAAGAAGGCUGAUAUUGGUGUUGCUAUGGGUAUUGCUGGCUCUGAUGUGUCCAAGCAAGCUGCUGACAUGAUCCUGCUCGAUGAUAACUUUGCUUCCAUUGUCACUGGUGUGGAAGAAGGUCGCCUGAUUUUUGAUAAUCUAAAGAAAUCCAUUGCUUACACUUUAACCAGCAAUAUCCCUGAAAUCACACCUUUUCUGUUUUUCAUCAUUGCAAACGUCCCACUGCCACUUGGAACUGUUACUAUCCUCUGCAUUGACCUGGGUACUGACAUGGUCCCUGCCAUCUCUCUUGCUUAUGAACAGGCUGAAAGUGAUAUAAUGAAGAGACAGCCACGUAACCCCAAGACAGAUAAACUGGUGAAUGAGAGAUUGAUCAGUAUGGCCUAUGGACAGAUUGGAAUGAUUCAGGCCUUGGGUGGUUUCUUCACGUAUUUUGUGAUCUUGGCUGAGAAUGGAUUCCUCCCAGUGGAUCUAAUUGGAAAGCGUGUGGCUUGGGAUGACCGGUGGUUAAGUGAUGUGGAAGACAGCUAUGGUCAACAGUGGACUUACGAGCAGCGGAAAAUUGUGGAGUUCACAUGCCACACCUCGUUCUUUGUCAGCAUUGUGAUUGUGCAGUGGGCUGACUUAAUAAUCUGUAAGACCAGAAGGAACUCUGUCUUCCAGCAGGGAAUGAAGAACAAAAUUCUCAUCUUUGGUUUGUUUGAAGAAACAGCACUUGCUGCUUUCCUUUCAUAUUGCCCUGGCACUGAUGUAGCACUGAGGAUGUACCCACUCAAACCUAACUGGUGGUUCUGUGCCUUUCCAUACAGUCUUCUCAUAUUUCUUUAUGAUGAAAUGCGAAGGUUCAUCAUCCGUAGGAGCCCUGGAGGUUGGGUGGAGCAGGAAACGUAUUAUUAGAAGAACAAAUGCUAAUACAUUUCAUCAGUUUGUUUGUCUGCCUUAACUAUUAAACAUUUACUAAAGUGCUAAUUGUGGUGAAUGGAGAUAGACUGUUUUGUAAGAAACAAAACUGAAAAUGUCUGGUUUUAUAUAAACUUUUUACAAGUAUAAUUUAAAUAAAUUGAUUGUCAAAGUC